Molecule: messenger RNA, 2800 nt
Organism: Macroventuria anomochaeta
Lineage: Eukaryota; Fungi; Ascomycota; Dothideomycetes; Pleosporales; Didymellaceae
Product: WD40 repeat-like protein
Exons: 2
Biological process (GO): maturation of SSU-rRNA from tricistronic rRNA transcript (SSU-rRNA, 5.8S rRNA, LSU-rRNA)
Cellular component (GO): small-subunit processome; t-UTP complex; 90S preribosome
Molecular function (GO): RNA binding; protein binding
Source: RefSeq, a predicted model, not a curated record
CUGCGACUUUACGAAUAUGAUAGCUGUAGUGUUGACCCGGUAGCGCACGCUUACAGACCGCGCGUGGAGCUCCUCAAAUAUAUUUGCAAUUCCUGGUCUCAAAUCAUAGUGCACCAUGGACAUUCACAGAUCGCGUUUCGUGCCUUUUCCGCCAUCUGCGAUCAACGCCCUUGCAUUUUCGCACACCGAACCUGAACAUGGCCAGCAAGAACCUGAGUCAUUGAGACUCGCGAUCGGACGCGCCAACGGCAACAUCGAGAUUUGGAACCCAGCGAACGGGGCAUGGCUGCAAGAGAAGGUGUUCUAUGGCGGCAAGGACCGAAGUGUGGAGGGUCUGGUGUGGACACAGAACCCCGACCAGAGGGAUCCAAACGGAAAAAUCGUUCCAGGACGCCUGCGGCUGUUUAGCAUUGGAUACUCGAGCAGCGUCACAGAGUGGGACCUUGCAACUGGUCUCCCGGCACGACACUCGAACGGCAACCACAGCGAAGUCUGGUGUAUCGCAACGCAACCGAGGGCGAAGUGCAACACUGUUGCAGGCACGAGCGAUGCCAGCUCCUACCAGAAGCUCGUAGCAGGCUGUGCCGACGGCACACUAGUCCUCCUCACCACCGAGGAUGACGACCUUCGCUUCGAGCGAUUCGUGUCCCGGGCAUCGACAAAGAAAGCUCGUGCUUUGAGCGUUGCAUACAAGGACCGCGAUACUGUGCUUGCAGGAUUUGCGGACAGCAUGAUACGAGUCUUCGACACAAGGAACGGCAACGUUAUUAGAAACAUCUCGCUGGGGAGUGGACCACACGGUGGACCGAAGGAGAUUCUGGUCUGGAAAGUGAAAUGCCUUCCCAACGGCGACUUCGUAUCCGGCGACUCUACUGGCGAAAUCAGGGUCUACAGCGGUAAGAACUACAGUCAGACGCAGAGGAUCUCGGGUCACGAAGCGGACGUUUUGGAUUUGGCCGUCUCUCGUGACGGCACAGGCAUCUUCAGCGCAGGCAUGGACCGCCGCACAUGCUUCUACACUUGCAAGAAGUCACAAGGCAACAAGGGACAGAACGGCAAAUGGCGCAAGGUGUCCCACCAGAGGUAUCACGAGCACGAUGUCAAGGCUAUGGCAACGUAUGAGGGUAACAAGAUCAGUGUGGUCGUUUCUGGAGGUAUUGACACACAACCCAUCGUCGUUCCUCUCCGCCAAUUCGGUCAAGAGCUCAGCCGAGGUCUACCAGCUCUACCUUCUACUCCGCCCCUUGUGAGCGCUCCGGAGGCACGACUCGUGGUCAGCUGGUGGAACACAGAAGUUCGUGUCUGGCGUGUCAAGCCCAACCACGAUGGCACCGAGAAGCCCAAGGUGGUGGCACGACUGGCGUUGCAGGGUGAGGAGAACAUCACAUCUGUCUCAAUCACCCAAGAUGGAGAGCUUCUCACUGUCGCAACCGCGGACGCCGUCAAGCUGUUCCAGCUCAUCCACCCGCAGUCAGGAGCAGGACCGAGCCUUCGAAUUCGGAAGAUCGAGAUGCCAGAUAUCGAAGGUGCAAGGAACGUACGUCUGACAGCAGACGGCAAGUGGCUUGCUGCGGUCACCGCGUCGAACGAGGUGAGGCUCAUCAGGGUUAUCAGGACGGAGGACCCAGAUGAUCAGCCGCGCCCUCUAGCCAAGGUUGCGCGCCUGCAGCGUAUGCCUCGCGAGGACAUCCGGUCGACGCCCCUCACUGGCGAGCACGGAUUUUACGAACGCUCUAUCAACAAUGCAGAGUUUUCUUCUGACGGUAAUGUUUUUGCUGUCACAGACCUUGCAGGCUACAUCGAUACGUGGGUCGUUGAAGGGCACGAGGACUCAACCGCUCCCGAAGUGGACAUCGACGACUCCACUUCGGACGCUGCCGAGGACGAAGACUCUGACGAUGACGAGGAUGGAUCAAAGGAGCAAAUCAUAUUUCUCGGCCAGCGAUGGAUACGUAAUCCCUCAGGACACUUGCUGCCCCGUCUCGACUCCACACCUACGCUACUAUCGUUCCAACCCAGCAUGAACGACUCUCGGCCACAACCGAAUGGCAACCCAGCGGUCCAUCCCACAAGGUCCAAUCCUCACUCCCACUCGCAUGAGGUGCUGACGACGGAGCAGAGGCUUCUUGUCACAUCUGCGAAACACCAGCUGUACGUCUUCGAAGUGAUUGCAGGCCGUCUUUCAGAGUGGUCAAGGAGAAACCCCCCAUCCAGUUAUCCUUCUGAAUACCGCAUGCUCGACCUUCCCGCAAAAGGCUGUGUAUGGGAUGUCACUUCUUCCCAGCAACGACUGUGGCUGUACGGCGAGAAGUGGCUGUUCAUGUUCGACCUGAGCAAAGACUUCCCAAUCUCCGAGGAUGGUUCAAAGAAGCGCAAGCGCGAUGCGGUCACAGAUACACCGAGGAAGACCACCAGUGGAGCCGGCGACAUCAUCCCCUCGAAAGAGAGCACUGUCACAAAGAUGCGCAAGUAUAACAGUGCACCAGGCAAGGAUGCGGGCAAGGCGAACUGGUUGGACGUGCACGCGCCUAGGUCUGACGCGCUUGACGAUGACGACGAGGGCGACGCUCAACCAUUGGCGUCUCUCCGACGAACGGCGACGCAAGAUGAGCCGACUAAUGGCGACGUACCUACUGGGGGUGAGGUUGCAGAAGUGGAGCAGAAGGCGAGCUGGUGGCAUACGUUCAAGUAUCGUCCGAUAUUGGGCAUGGUGCCUGUUAGCGGCGAGCAGGGGCAGCCGCUCGAGGUGGUCCUUGUCGAACGGCCAUCGUGGGAUCUUGAUCUGCCGCCUAGGUUUGUC